Messenger RNA from Erpetoichthys calabaricus (reedfish), 5928 nucleotides. RefSeq names its product EMAP like 3 (gene eml3). Gene Ontology annotation, molecular function: microtubule binding. Gene Ontology annotation, biological process: microtubule cytoskeleton organization. The record is from RefSeq and is a predicted model, not a curated record. Bases 236 to 3427 code for a protein of 1063 amino acids. The transcript is spliced from 24 exons. Gene Ontology annotation, cellular component: mitotic spindle. Lineage: Eukaryota; Metazoa; Chordata; Cladistia; Polypteriformes; Polypteridae.
CAGUUCCUGGACUCGAGCGUAUUUGUGAAGGCGCUGCAGUAACAGCGGACGCAUCGCGGUGGCGUCUACUUUCUGCGCACUUUCGAUGUGGCGAAACGCGGGGUGGCAAAAAGCAAGCUUUACUUCAGGGGAGAGCUUCUGCCUGGAAAGUUAAAAGAGAAAGCAGAAAACUAGAUACUUGGGAGAUAUUAAGCGACCCGAAUCGCAUUGAUCGGGUGCAUCCGGUGCUGCCGCAAUGGACGGACUGGCAAACAGCUUAGAUGAUGUGUCGGCUGGCAGUAGUCCUGAAUUUCUUGAUCGGCUUUCUGUGAUGGAGGUAAGACUACAGACACAAGAGGAAGAAAUCACAUUGCUCAAGUCGGCUCUGACUGAUACAUUGCGCCGGAUCCGUAUAUAUGAUGAACAGAUACCGCUUAUAAAGCAACACAUCAUUGCAGUUAAUCCCGCAGCUGCAGCAGUCCUAAAUCAUCCUUGUUUCACUGAUGGUAACACAUGCCUCCGAAAAUUGCCUAUAAGCUGUGGCCUUGAUUGUCUGCACCGUUCUUCAUGUCCAAGUUAUGUAGGAGUUCCAGUGGAACAAGAUGGAUUUAUUGAAAGAAAUUCUUUAUCAAAUAAGAAAGAAAAGUCUGACCAGAUUUACAGAUUGGAUGUAGGGACACAGACUGAUGAAUCCCUGGUGGAUUACCUUCAGCACAGUACAUUUUCCUUUCAUCCAGCAACAGAAAAUGAUGAUAUGGAUCUAAAGUGUAGGACUUCUUCCACAAAGAUUUCAUUUUUACAUACCCGAGCAGUUCAAAGCUUGUCCUUGGAAGAUGCCUUAAUCCCUGAAUCUCCAUUAUUAAAGGAAAAUGUAAAAAACAUUAAUUGUCUGCCAGAGCCAGCAUUAGAGAACCCCCCUAUGACUUCCUGGGCCAACAUGGUAGAAGAGCAACCUGUUAGGCCAACAUAUGUAAGUGGACUUCUUCAUGACCAACAGCAAUUAGAUUUGCUGCCUAAACAAGAUAGAGAUGCUGCAAUACAAGAAUAUGAUGAAUCCCACUUGCCUCCUGUUGAAGAGGGAAAAGAAACAAAUCACAAGCAGCUUACUCUUAAAGUCAAUCUGGAAGAUGACAUACCUGGGAAAGUAAAAGAGCCAAAUCAGUUUCCUCCCUCUCCAUCACAACUCAGAAAGAACCAAAAUCCCACUUCCAAAAGUGGCCAUAUGUCUCCUGUGUCUACAGUGACAGAGAAUGAGAAAAAACCACUAAUUCGCAGGAAUAGUUCUUCUGACAAGCUGGUGAAAGAAAAUCUUGAUAAGAAUAAGCAGAAACUGGCUAAGAAAACAGUAUCUUCUAUAAAUCUCCUAACACGGUCUUCCAGUUUAGAAAACCGUAAAGAUCUUGUUUCCAGUUCAAGCUCAUUUGUGUCCAGGCGAUUAAAUCAAGAUAUUCCAAUCAAGAUGUUUAUUCGAGGACGACCAAUCACUAUGUACUGCCCUUCUAAUAUUCAGAACUAUGAAAACCUGAGGGUAGAGCAGCCGACAGAAAAGCUGGAUCUCGAGUGGGCAUAUGGUUAUCGUGGACGGGAUUGUCGCUCCAACCUCUACUUGCUACCUUCUGGAGAAGUUGUGUAUUUCAUUGCUUGUGUGGUGGUCUUGUACCACAUUGAUGAUCAGACUCAGAGACACUACCUUAAACACACCGAUUGUGUGCGCUGUCUUGCUGUCCAUCCAGAUAAAGUGCGUGUGGCUACAGGUCAGACUGCUGGAGUUGAUAAAGAUGGAAAGCCUUUGCAGCCUUUUGUCCAUAUCUGGAGUUCAUCCACCCUACUGACCCUUCAACAGAUUGGGCUGGGUUGUUUCGAGCGAGGAGUUGGUUCCAUUUCUUUCUCAAAUGCAGAUUUUGGGUCACUUCUCUGUGUGGUGGAUGAUUCCAAUGAACACAUGUUGUCUGUGUGGGACUGGAACAAGGGAAUCAAGCUUACUGAAAUAAAGAGUACCAAUGAAGCUGUGUUUGCUGUUGAAUUCAACCCUACUGACAGCAAUAAUAUCAUUAGCUGUGGAAAGUCCCAUGUGUAUUUCUGGACUUGGAACGCUGGCACUCUGACUAAAAAACAGGGCAUUUUUGGGAAAUACAAGAAGCCGAAAUUUAUCCAGUGUUUUGUAUUCAACAAGAAUGGUGAUGUUCUGACAGGUGAUUCAGAAGGAAAUAUCCUGACCUGGGGAAAAACUGCAGCUGAUACCAAAACUUUGGGUAAAGGAGCAAAAGAGACUUACCAGAUAGUGAGACAGACUAAAGCACAUGAGGGCAGCAUCUUCACUCUCUGCCUUCUCAAGAGUGGUGCUCUGCUUAGUGGUGGGGGCAAAGAUCGAAAAAUUAUGUGGUGGAGCAAAGACUUGACUCUAGACAGGGAAGAUGAGAUUCCAGAACAAUUUGGAGCAGUGCGAACUAUAGCUGAGGUGAAAGAGGAGGAGCUUCUCAUUGGUACCACCAAAAAUGCCAUUCUACGUGGGAAAUUCUCAGAUGGGUUCAGUCCAAUAGUUCAGGGCCACACAGGUGAGUUAUGGGGUUUAGCAACUCAUCCAUUUAAGAACAUGUUUCUGAGCUGUGCUCAUGACAAGCAAGUGUGCCUAUGGAAUGGCUUGGACCACUCAUUGGAAUGGAGCUCAACACUAGAGGAAACUGGUCUGUGUGCAGACUUCCACCCUAAUGGAAAUGUUGUUGCUGUUGGUCUCAAUACAGGAAGAUGGGUAGUAUUAGAUAUUGAGACCCGAGAGGUUGUGUCUGACUUUACUAAUGGCAAUGAACAACUUUCAGUAGUUCGCUACUCACCAGAUGGUGUCUAUUUAGCAGUAGGAUCCCAUGACAACUUCAUAUAUAUCUACACUGUCACUGAAGCAGGGAGACGAUACACACGCUUUGGCAAGUGCACGGGUCACUCUAGUUUCAUCACUCAUCUGGACUGGUCCAAAGACAGCAAGUUCAUCAUGUCCAACUCUGGCGAUUAUGAGAUCUUAUAUUGGGAUGUAGCAGGAGGAUGUAAACUGAUACGGAAUCGCUUUGAAAGCAAGGACCGGGAAUGGGCUUCUUACACUUGUGUGCUUGGCUUCCAUGUCAUAGGUGUAUGGCUGGAGGGAUCAGAUGGAACUGACAUCAAUGCACUUUGUCGUUCACACAAUGAGCGAGUUGUAGCUGUGGCAGAUGACUUCUGUAAAGUUCAUCUCUUUCAGUACCCUUGUCCUGUUCCCAAGGCACCAAGCCACAGAUAUGAUGGACAUGGCAGCCAUGUGACAAAUGUUCGCUUUACAUACAGUGACAGCCACUUGAUUUCCAUGGGUGGCAAAGACAUGAGCAUCCUGCAGUGGCGCUUGGUGGGAGGAAGCCUGGACCGCAGUAGUUCCGUCUCCUGCACAUCUAUUGGAUCUUCGGAGACAGGAGGCUGUGGCUGAAUACCAAGCAACUACAAGUGUGACAGUGUCAUUGUAAAAUAAUUUUCCUUAUGUUGUUCAGCUUGUAGCUGGACUUCUUAAAGAAACAAGAAAGUCUGUGUGCAUUUAUUGUGACAUGGUAAACUCAAUAAAACACUGAGCAGCAAUUCGGUCCACACACACACACUCUCAAUACAGCUGUUUGAAUAGACUGGUUCCAAUGAGAAUUGAGUAAUAAUUUGGUGAUGGUCCUGUUUAUGAAUGGCUAAGUAGAUGCUGAAUGAUGAUGCACUACCCAAUAUAUUUUUAUAACCAUGAGUGUGUCAAAUUAAUGCAGUUAAUACAGUUUUCUUGUUUAUAAUAAUCUUCAGUUACUUGAUUUUCUGUUAUUCUAUUCUUGAUUACAACUUCAGAUUUAUAAGAUCUAAUGACUCUUGGAGUUAAUAUUGUUAGAAUUAUUAUUGUGACAUUUCCUAUGAUGCAGAAAUUGAUCUAUUAACAAUUUUCCACCCAAUCAGACCAAAUGAAAAAUUCAUCUUACAAACUAGAAAGAUCACUUGUACAAUGAGUUAUAUUUUUGUGUAAUACGUUUUACAUAUUUUUGGAAUUCUUAAGUAAAAUUGGUGAUGAGCUCAGUCUUGUAUGAGCCUCGGAGGAGAAUGGUCCCUGUCUACUUGACCAGCCUUUGUUCUCAUUUCUUUCAUUUUUUCAUUUUGCGUAAUGUCUUAUGCAACAUAUUUAGCAUGUUCUUCAUGAAUUUAGUUUGCACAAAGUCUUAUACUAUAAUUCUGCAUGUCGUUACAGUUAACCACCAUACAUACAUACAACAUUAUGGACCUUUCCCACCUGUACUGUGACAUUCUUGAGCUAUUAAUGUUGAGACUUCAUGUUUUUUUGCUCUGGUCCUGUGGGAAGAGAGGUCCUUUAUUACCUGCUUUCAUUACCACAGCGGUGAUCUUAUUCCAAAUUCUAUUUUUUGUAGUCUCAAACAAAGGCUGCUGCUCCCCUUCAGUCUCUUGACAUAAAUUUAGUUUGACAUGUAUCAUUAUCAUAACUGUAUCACUACCUUGCUUCAGUCUAGGUGUUCUAUUUCUGAGAAAAAAAAACUUAUUUUCCAAUGCAAUACAAAUGUAACUUAUUUUUUAUAUGCACUUUUGUAAAAUGCCACUGCCAUUUGUAAAGUGAAUCUAAUUAAUUAACCUUUUUCAGUAACAUGAAGCUGAUGAUUUCAGAAAAUGUAAUAAUAUUCUCAUGUCAGAAAUAAUUAACAACCAAAGUAAUUUGAAUUUUACUUAAAAUUAAAUAUAACCAGUUUUUCCUCAUUUCACAGACCGAAAUGGAACAUUGGCACCUCUUAAUUUUCCAGUGGCUUUUGUUAUUGAGCUAGAUGGGGUAGUAGCAUUCUCUUCUCCCUCUGGAGUCUUUACUCAGGCUCAUCCAAAUUUAAAUGUGUGUUAAAUAGUUCAUAUUAUUUAUCCAACCAGAUUCCUUUAAACUCUAAAGUCAAUUCUUCUAUGAUAUAAUAAUGAGCUCCUUGUCCUGUAGUUAAAGAUGUUUCCGACCUGUCUGGAUAGGGCUGUUCCUCUUUAAUCGUAAUAUGUCUGCAUGAUGUUGGUCACGUGUGACAGCCUCACUGCCCUGUUUCUCUGUGGGUUAGGUUAAGGGUUAGGGUGCAUUGUGUGUUGGUCUUGUGCGUGUACGAGUGAGAUGGUGUGGGAUGGUCCGGUCCUGUGCCUGUUGCCUCCAGGAUGGAUGUUGAUCCCUGUGAGGCAAGUUUGAUAUUGGAUAGAUGGACAAAUGUUGCAGGUGACUGACAUUAAUGAUUGUGUUAAGGGUAGUCUCUGAGUGGCUAAGGCAUUGUCUAAAUUAAUGAUGGUGAUUUUUCUGUUAAAACUUGUUUGUUUACUUUUUCAAUCAUUUUUUUAUUUCUUAUUUUGUUGUGUUUCAGCAGAGUAAGAGUGAAUUGUAUCUUUGUAUUAUAGAGUACCAGAGCUCAAACAGCAUACAUCGUAUGGUCUGUUUAUUUUUUAAUGAUUAAUUUGUUGAUUGAUUAUGCUAAUGGUAUGUAGUAGUGAUUACAUUUAUUAGAUGGUUUAUUCAAAUCAAACUUCAGGUCACUUCUGUAUUCAUUAACAAAUACAAGUAUAAAAUUGUGAUCAUAUAUUUGUGUUGAAUGAUGGCGCAGCUUCUCUGUUAUGACAAUGAAGAGGUCUCUUUAUUUUCUCUUACCUUGAUUAUUGGUAGCAGACAAUUCCUGUUAGUGAGUAGAAACGACAAGAGUUGCUCUCUGCUCCUAAAGUGCAUGUUGGCUUUAUACCGCACACAUUUAUAAAGACAAAAACUGGUCCAAAGUUUGUCUUACAACAAGAAAUCAAAAGUAGUACUUUAUAAAGUGAAUUUGUACUAUUUAGAACCCAAAUACAGAAUCAUUUCAUUUCACAUUCUGUCUAUUUGUCCCUUUCAUAGAUUAUUAUCAAUGGGCUGAGAGAGAAGGCAUCUGCUGACUGAACACCAAAGAAAUA